Pipra filicauda (Wire-tailed manakin) is the source of this 720-nucleotide messenger RNA. Its product is annotated as HLA class II histocompatibility antigen, DR alpha chain-like. NCBI's taxonomy places the organism in Eukaryota, Metazoa, Chordata, Aves, Passeriformes, Pipridae. Gene Ontology annotation, cellular component: MHC class II protein complex. The transcript is spliced from 3 exons. Bases 1 to 516 code for a protein of 171 amino acids. Gene Ontology annotation, molecular function: MHC class II protein complex binding. The record is from RefSeq and is a predicted model, not a curated record. Gene Ontology annotation, biological process: positive regulation of T cell activation; antigen processing and presentation of exogenous peptide antigen via MHC class II; peptide antigen assembly with MHC class II protein complex.
AUGGCGUUAUUCCCGAAGCACGCCGUGGAGCUGGAGGACCCCAACCUCCUGAUCCCAUUCCCAUUCCCAUUCCCAGUUCCCCCGGAGAUGGCGUUAUUCCCGAAGCACGCCGUGGAGCUGGAGGACCCCAACCUCCUCAUCUGCUACAUCACCAAGUUCUGGCCGCCCGUGGCCUCCAUCACCUGGUUCCGGAACGGGAACGUCGUCUCCGAGGGCGUCCUGGAGACCGUCUUCUAUCCCGGCCCCGACAACACCUUCCGGAAGUUUUCCUACCUCCCGUUCAUCCCGCGCCGGGGGGAUUACUACGACUGCAGGGUGGAGCACGAGGGGCUCCGGGAGCCCAGGAAGACCCACUGGGAGCCCAACGUGCCCCCCCCGGUGUCGGAGACCCUCGGCACCGUCGUCUGCGCCCUGGGAUUGGCCUCCGGGAUCGUCGGGAUCGCCUCCGGCACCGUCCUCUUCAUCAAGGCCCGGAAGAUGAAGCAGGGCCGGCUCGGAGGGGGGGGGAUGCUCUGAAGGAUCCCAAAAAUCCUCCCCCCUGGCCACGCCCCCUUUGGCCACGCCCCCUCCCCUCCCCAGCCACACCCCUUUUUUUCCCCCCCUUGGAUCCGAGGGAUCCAAGAGGGAUUUUCCCGCUCUGCCGCUGCUUCUUCCCCCUGAAAUGACCCCGAAUUGACCCCAAAAUGACCCCGAAUUGACCCCAAAAUGACCCCAAAGUGU